AUGCAUGCAAAAACGGAUUCAGAAGGAACGAGUAUUGAUGCGUCAUGGCCACCAAGGUCACCCAGGAGGCCUGUUUACUAUGUCCAGAGCCCCUCGAACCAUGACGUUGAGAAGAUGUCAUAUGGGUCAAGCCCCACAGCUUCACCAAUGCACCAUUAUUACCAUUGCUCUCCCAUUCACCAUUCCAGGGAGUCAUCUACGUCAAGGUUCUCGGCUUCUCUUAAGAACCCGAGGAGUCUUUCUGCUUGGAAGCAUGUGCGGAUUGGUCAUGUCGAUAAUGACGACGACGACGACGACGACGAUGAUGCAAUGGACGGUCGUAAUGGACGCAGGGCUACUAACGUCAGGCUUUAUCUUUGCCUCGUUUUCUUGUUUUUUGUGCUGUUUACGGUGUUCUCCUUGAUCUUGUGGGGUGCUAGCAAGAGUUACAAGCCUAAAAUCUUCGUUAAGCACAUAGCGUUCGAGAACUUAUAUUAUCAGGCAGGAACCGACCAGUCGGGGGUGCCAACUGAUAUGCUUUCACUUAACUCAACGGUCAUGAUUUCAUACAGAAAUCCAGCUACUUUCUAUGCCGUCCAUGUCACCUCUACCCCAUGGGAGCUUCACCAUUUCCAGCUCAAAAUUGCCUCUGGACAGAUGAAGAAGUUUACUCAAUCAAGAAAGAGUCAGCGGAAAGUGGUGACAAUUGUGCAAGGGAAUCAAGUUCCAUUAUAUGGUGGGAUACCGGUUCUUAUGAACUCCAGAGAGCACAUGGGCAGCUUAGCAGUGCCUCUGAACCUGACAUUUGUGAUGAGGUCAAGGGCCUACAUUUUGGGCAGACUGGUGAAGACCAAGUUCUAUGGCCGGUUCAGAUGCUCUGUCACACUCAGAGGAAACAAACUUGGGAAGGCCCUUAAUUUGACAGAUUCAUGUAUUUAUCAGUGAAUGCUCAUCUCCAUUUGUACGUAAACUUGUAGUAUUAGGCAUCUAACAUGACCAACCUGAGUUUUCACAUUUUUGCUUUUUGAAAUCUUAAUUUCCCAAGAAUUCCAGGUACUUAAAAUCUCUGAAUGAAUGCUCCUUUGAUGCUUUAAACUUUGGACUUGGAUGGUGAACUCUGAAUAUAUAGAUCCUAGUCUUUUGCAAUGUAAAUUUUGAGAUUUGCCGAAGAAACAAGAUGAAUUAUGUUCAUUUAUGAUUA
Molecule: messenger RNA, 1180 nt
Organism: Durio zibethinus
Lineage: Eukaryota; Viridiplantae; Streptophyta; Magnoliopsida; Malvales; Malvaceae
Source: RefSeq, a predicted model, not a curated record